AUGGCCGACAGUCGGGAGCGCAUUCGUGGUCCGUCGCGAGAUGGACGCGAAUUCCUGACGAGUCCUCGCCAGGUCCUGCGUCGCCUCAUGCUGCUCUCGGAGGGACGACAGUAUCGGGAGGCGGCGGGAGUUGUCGGACGUCUGGGUCCAUCGGUGUUGCAUUCAGUGAUUGCCGAGCUGCCCAUUGAUCUGUUGCUGGAGCACUUGCCACACAGCGCAUAUCUGCUGGAGUCGUUCUACACAAGGUUGACCACGCUGAACACAACACCGAAACCGGAUGUGCCCAGCGAAACAGUUGCCUGGCAGCUGGUGCGCCUCUUUGCCAAUCCCCACGAGUCUGGCCUGAGGCAGCGCUGCUCCAAGUUGCUGCACGCCCUGGCUCAGUAUGAGCCGGGACUGCGUCAGACGCUGAGGGAGCGUCGGAGGAGCUUUGACAAUGCCGUUCAAGGCUUGGGAGUUCAUGGCCUGACCACAGAUGUCUCUGGUCAGUUGAUUUCCCUGCACGUGGCGCUGAAGACGGAGCUGCAGCGACACGUGGACACCUACAAGAUGGCCAUACACAAGCUGGAGGAGCUGAGCAUGGUGACUGUCAACCAGGAUCCGGCACACUCCUCCCAUCAGCGUUUGCUGGCCAUCAACUAUGGCGAUAUUCAACAGCGUCUAAUCGAUAACAAAACACUGCUGACCAUGUUGGAUAAGCCAGCCCUGAAGCAGCUCUACACCCUGGUCGAGAAUCUCAGCACACGUGUGGAGAACGACAAGGAUGUGUUGUCCUGUGUGGGCCAAGUGAAGCGUCUCGAUUCCCAAGCGCACAUUGAGAAGCGUCCGGCUGCCGGUCUCCUCAUGAACUUCUCUCGAGGCUGCGAGGUGGUGCUCCAUCUGAUGGGACCCGACAGCUUGCCACCCAGCCCAGUGGCAGUCAACAAAGCCACAGCAACAAGCACGGCAGCAAUCCCAGCAACAAUCACAGCCACUGGCAGCAACAGCAGCUGCAGCGAUGGUUAUCACUCGGAUGACUCGGCCAGUGAGGAUGGCAGCGAAAUGGUGUCACACUAUCGCAAUCUCUACAUCGAGAAUCGAGCGGACGCUUUGGAGGCAUUGGACAGCUUGCCACAGCUGAAGCAUGCGCACAGUCUGAAGGGCAAGAUACUUUUCUCCAUGAUUGUGCUUUCUUUUCGCCUGUGCCACGGCAUGCGGGAACGCAAGGUGCUGGAGGUGCGCCGUGUACUCAACUGCGCACUGGACAGCAGCAGUGAGACGACCCUCGCCCUGGAUCGAUCAGUACGUCAUCAUCUGCAUGAGACAACUGAUUGCUUUCCUCUGGGCGAGAUCGAGCGAUCCGUGUUCAACCAGGUGCUGUCAACGCUGCAUGAAUACCCCUGCCUGGAAUCAUGUCCUCCAUUAACGCACUUUGUCAGCGCCUGCGUGAGACUCGCUUGGCGCAUGAUCAAUCAGAAGGCGCCCUAUUAUCUGGAUACGGAUUUCAAUCUGGGCUUUCUGCGUCCGGAGAAACACGAACGUCAUCCGCAGUCGGAUCGCCGCUCGGAUCUGAUCAAGGCCUUCCUUUGGCCCGCCCUCAUGCAGAAUAAUCAGUGCGCCUUCAAGGCCGUUGUGGCCACCUAAUCACCUUACUCUAAUAACCUUAAGUCAAAUAAUUUGUACAUAAUUUAUCUUACACUUAAAGCCAAUAAACGAUACCCUAAUCCAA
This is a messenger RNA of Drosophila innubila, 1708 nucleotides long. RefSeq lists its product as uncharacterized. The transcript has 5 exons. Bases 1 to 1623 code for a protein of 540 amino acids. The record is from RefSeq and is a predicted model, not a curated record. Gene Ontology annotation, cellular component: mitochondrial outer membrane. Lineage: Eukaryota; Metazoa; Arthropoda; Insecta; Diptera; Drosophilidae. Gene Ontology annotation, biological process: mitochondrial protein catabolic process; mitophagy by internal vacuole formation.